AUGAAUUAUAUUUUCCAGAAUAUAAGUUCUUUUUCAAGUGAUGAUUUUGACACCAAGACCUGGAUCAAUGAUAUCCUCAAGAAUGUUGAGAAAAAAGAAAGCAAUUACACCAUGUCUUUGGUGAUGAAGCUGCAGCUUUAUGUGCAGCAAGUGAAUAAUGCCCUAGAAGACACUAGCCAGCAAGUUCUUGCUUCCCUACCAAAAAUUCUGAGAGAUUCCAAAAAUCUACAACAAGAAGCUCUGGUACUGAAAGAAAGAAUGUCUAUAGUUCGUGCUGAGAUUGAGAAAAUUGAGCAAGAUACAGGAAAAUCUAUUGAUAUAAUUGCAAAGUUAGAUUCCAUGCAGAACACAUUGAUAGUAGCCAAACAAGGACUUCAUGAAAGUGACAAUUGGACAAUAUUGGUGAAUGAUUUGGAGGAAAUAUUUGAUUCAAAAAAUGUUGAAAGUAUAUCUGAAAAAAUUGUGGGAAUGCAAAAUUCCCUCAAACUUCUCAUCAAUGUUGCUGAUUAUGAAGAUCGAAAAUUACAACUGGAAGGUUUGAAAAAUAGGUUGGAAGCUAUUGCUAGUCCUUCAAUAGUCCAAGUUUUCACAACUCAUAAUACAGAACAGUCUCAAAUGUAUGUGGAUAUAUUCACAUCAAUAGGUCGUCUCCCACAAUUAUUGAAAUAUUACCAGAAAUGUCAGAGAGACAUACUUUUGAAAAAAUGGCGAGAUCAACUAGAAAUAGAGCAAGAUGAAACCACAAUUCAGUGGAUUCAUAACUAUUUCAAUAACUUACUUUCAAAUUGGCACACCCAAUACAGAUGGUUCAAUCAAGUUUUUGUUGAUGAGUCUGCAUCACGAGCAUUGAUGCAAAUAUACACUGAUGUCUUAUUGUCUUUGGACCCCAGUUUAAAUGAUUGCAUUGAUGCUGCUUUGAAACAAGUACCAGAUAAAUUGAGUUUUCUGCAUGAAGUCAAGCAAACUACCACAGAGUUCAGAGAUAGCUUGACUAAUAUUAUUGAUCAAUCAAGUCAAGCAAAACCUGAUCCAGAUGAAACCUUCAAACUACAAAAAUCUAUUUUCCAUCACAUGGUCCCAUACAUUGGCAAAUAUGCGGCCUACGAACAGGCCAAUCUGAUGAAGCAACUCCCCACUCUCAACUGCAUGAAAGAUGAGUUAACAGACACCAUCCAAGCUUUGGGGCUCUGCAUCCCAUCUGUCCUAGAUAUUUCUCGAGAAGCUCUAAAACGCUGCAAAGAAAUAACUGAAAAUUGCGGUUACUGUGGACUACUGGUAGCGUUACGAGCCUUUUUCCAAGGCUUCGCGGAUUUUUACAGAGUCGCACUCAGGCAAAUCGACAGGAACAAGAAAAGCGAGGAAGAUUGGAGCGUUUUCCAGCUGUGUUUGUCGUUGUUACAAAACAGCGGCGAGAUGAUACUGAAAUUACAGCAACUCGAGAAAGAUUUGACUAACCAAGUGUUGGAACUGAACAAAAAAGAAAUCUUGCAGUACAAACAACUGUUACUUAACCCGACGGAUCUGAGGGAAUUCGAUUCUUUGGUUAAAUGUGUCACGGACGGCACUCAGUUGUCGUUGCUAGAUGCUGUUAUGAUGGAAUUCAACAAGCUUUGCUCGGACAUUCACCACACGACGUAUCAGGUAGUUUUUGCACCCAUCGCUACUCAGUUGGGUGUAGUGCAACUGGCAGAGACCUGGAGCCAUUUCGAUGGGUCCAGUAUGCUGAAUACUGACUUGCCCGAUUACAGUUUCAGUCCUCAAGAAUACAUUACACAGAUUGGCCAAUAUUUGUUGAUACUCCCCCAACAUUUAGAGCCGUUUUUGUUCAAAGAAAACCCUUCUCUGACUUGCGCCCUAAGAGCAGUCGACCAAGAAUACAGCAAUGCCUCGGAAGGGGAGGGGGUUAUGGCUCAUAUUUUCCUUACCAUAGUAGCCAGGGGAACGUCUCAAGUUUUUUGUGAGAAGAUCUUGUCAAUUUGUCAACUCAGUCAAUCAGCUAGUCGGCAGUUAGCCCACGAUAUAAGUUACUUGCAGAACAUUUUUGAGGAACUGGGAUUAUCUAUGACUGAAAAUUUGCAGCAACUCUCCACACUACUGAAACUGCCAUCUGACCAAUAUCAAUCACAAAGUGGAGGAUGCUCAGCCCGAUUAGUAGCAGCAGUCCGACAAAUGAGAAAUAUCAAGUCAUCUAAUUGA
Phaedon cochleariae (mustard beetle) is the source of this 2196-nucleotide messenger RNA. The record is from the annotation of a GenBank genome assembly. Lineage: Eukaryota; Metazoa; Arthropoda; Insecta; Coleoptera; Chrysomelidae.